UAAAAAGCAUCGGCAGCCCGUGAUAUGACGACUUCGCUGGUUCUGCAUCCACGCUGGGCGGACACCUUGAUGUACGUUUAUGAAAAAAGCCCGAAUGAAAACAGCCAGAAUAAAAGUCAAGCAAUGGAGGGUCUGAGCGGAAAUUGCCCUGCGACCCACUGCAGGGACCUGAUGUCGCACCCUGCGCUGGGACGGCACUCUGGCACCAUAGCGACCCACCAGGGCUCCGUCUACUCGGAUAUUUCCCCGGCGGACACCGGCCGGCAGUGUCCCGCUCCUCAAACGUCCUCGAGCGCGUCUCUGAGCUACGGCUACCCGUUUGGAAGCCCGUACUACGGCUGCCGGCUGUCCCACUCGCACAACGUGAACUUGCAGCAGAAGCCCUGCUCGUACCACCCGGCGGAGAAAUACGCGGAGCCCAGCACGGCGCUGCCCACCGAGGAACUGUCCACCAGGGCCAAAGAGUUCGCCUUCUACCCGAGUUUCGCCAGCUCGUAUCAGGCAGUUCCCGGAUAUCUGGACGUGUCGGUGGUGCCCAGCAUCAGUGCCCACCCUGAGCCGAGGCACGACGCCCUGAUCCCCAUGGAGGGCUACCAGCACUGGGCUCUGUCCAACGGCUGGGACGGGCAGGUGUACUGCUCCAAAGACCAAACACAGUCUUCUCAUCUGUGGAAAUCACCUUUCCCAGACGUGGUGCCACUGCAGCCCGAGGUCAGCAGCUACCGUCGCGGGCGGAAAAAGCGCGUCCCGUACACCAAGAUCCAGCUGAAGGAGCUGGAGAAGGAGUACGCGGCCAGCAAGUUCAUCACCAAAGACAAGAGGAGGCGCAUCUCGGCCGCCACCAACCUCUCAGAGCGCCAAGUCACCAUCUGGUUCCAGAACCGGCGGGUCAAGGAGAAGAAGUUCGUCAGUAAAUCCAAGAACAAUCACAUGCACGCCACUUGAUAAGAUGAGCCAUGAACCUGCUCCUCUCCUCCCCUCCAAUAAUAAUAAUAAUAAUGAUAAUAAUAAUAAUAAUACCAUAAUGUCACCUAUAUUAUU
This is a messenger RNA of Nematolebias whitei (Rio pearlfish), 1041 nucleotides long. RefSeq names its product homeobox C13a (gene hoxc13a). The record is from RefSeq and is a predicted model, not a curated record. Gene Ontology annotation, molecular function: RNA polymerase II cis-regulatory region sequence-specific DNA binding; DNA-binding transcription factor activity, RNA polymerase II-specific. NCBI's taxonomy places the organism in Eukaryota, Metazoa, Chordata, Actinopteri, Cyprinodontiformes, Rivulidae. Gene Ontology annotation, biological process: regulation of transcription by RNA polymerase II. The transcript is spliced from 2 exons. The coding region runs from base 25 to 945 and encodes 306 amino acids.